This is a messenger RNA of Theobroma cacao (cacao), 1698 nucleotides long. Its product is annotated as Pseudouridine synthase family protein. Gene Ontology annotation, biological process: enzyme-directed rRNA pseudouridine synthesis. The record is from RefSeq and is a predicted model, not a curated record. Gene Ontology annotation, molecular function: RNA binding; pseudouridine synthase activity. Lineage: Eukaryota; Viridiplantae; Streptophyta; Magnoliopsida; Malvales; Malvaceae.
CCGGGGCAUUUCUAGUUUAUUUGAAAUCAAAAUUUUAGAGGAGCUCUUUCUUUGAAGCCAAUGGGUUUGGGCCACCAAGUGUUUGAUAAAAUUCCUUCAACAAUCCAAUGAUUAAUUGAGGAGGAAAGCUGUGAAUUGGACGCUUAACAAUGCAGAAGAGUAGGCUUGGAUGGCAGUUUUUAUCUCUAGUGAGACACUAUUCCAGAGUAGCUCCGCCUCCACCUGCCUAUGCCGACCCAGUCCUCCGUGUCUCCAACAGCGUUGCUUACUUGGGCGCUCCCAAACAGGGUCCAAAGCCUCGCCAACUCCUUUCCUUGCCCCCUUUCCCUGGUUAUCCUUUGCCUGGAAAGAACCCUGGCGGCACUGCUCGUGUCACUGCUAUCAGUUGGCUCAAGUAUUACUUUGAUGAAAUUCCAGAUUCCGCCAUUCAGUCCCAUUUUAACAAGGGCCUCGUUCAGAUGGAAUCCUCAAAUGCAGGUGAUACUUGUAUAGAAAGGGAUGGGUUAAUGAAACCCUUGAGAAAGAUCAAGCAUAAUGAAGUGAUGGAAGUAGGGACAAGAGUUUGGGUACCUGUAUCAAUUGCAGAGACUAGAAUCUCCAAGAGAUUUGACUGUAUACCGAGCGGAACUCUUUAUCCAAAUAAAGAUGAGAUUGACUAUUUGCAAAGGCUUGUCAAGUACAAGGACUAUGCUAUACUUGUAUUAAAUAAGCCCCCCAAGCUGCCAGUAAAGGGAAGUCUUCCUGUACAUAAUAGCAUGGAUGCAUUGGCAGCUGCAGCUCUGUCUUAUGAUCACGAUGAGGGUCCUAAACUGGUGCACCGUCUUGAUAGGGAGAGCAGCGGCCUCCUACUAAUGGGGAGAACAAAAGAAAGCGUAGCUCAUCUCCAUUGGCUGUUCAAUGACUUAAAUACAGUUAAAUCCUCAUGUAAGGCUUGGAAUGAUGCAUGUGAUGUGAAGUAUCAGCGGUUUUGGGCAUUGGUGAUAGGCACUCCAAAGGAGAAAGAAGGCUUAAUUUGUGCUCCUCUUUCAAAGAUUCUUCUUGAUGAUGGUAAGACUGAGCGUGUCAUCUUGGCUCAGAAUGUGGGUUUAGAAGCUUCUCAAGAGGCUAUAACUGAAUAUCGGGUACUAGGUCCCAUGAUAAAUGGAUGCUCAUGGAUUGAACUGCGCCCACUUACUAGCAGGAAGCACCAGCUCCGAGUUCAUUGUGCAGAAGCUCUUGGGACUCCAAUAGUUGGUGACUAUAAGUAUGGCUGGUUUGUACACCGGAGAUGGAAGCAGAUGCCCCGGGUUGAUAUUGAACCAACAACAGGGAAACCAUACAAGUUGCGAAGGCCAGAAGGUCUGGAUGUUCAAAAGGGAAGUGUAUUGUCCAAGGUUCCGUUGUUGCAUCUGCAUUGUAGAGAGCUUGUACUUCCAAAUAUUGCAAAGUUCCUUCCUGUGUUGAACAAGAAUACAGAAACCCCGCCUCCUGCCCUUAGCAUGAAGCCGGACCUCCUUCGCUUUGUAGCAACAAUGCCUAAACACAUGAAGAUUAGUUGGAAUCUGAUGUCCUCCUAUUUAGUGUAAAUAUCAAAGUGGGUAAAAUGAUUCAUAGAAUUGACAACAGCCAAACUUGGCUUUGUUGGUGGCUAUAACUGGUUGAAUUUUUGAUGAUCUGAUCUUACAUUCAUUAGCCAUACAUUCUUUCAAGUUGUCAACA